This is a messenger RNA of Exophiala mesophila, 1009 nucleotides long. RefSeq lists its product as uncharacterized. Lineage: Eukaryota; Fungi; Ascomycota; Eurotiomycetes; Chaetothyriales; Herpotrichiellaceae. Gene Ontology annotation, biological process: protein modification process; mRNA splicing, via spliceosome. Gene Ontology annotation, cellular component: nucleus; cytoplasm. Gene Ontology annotation, molecular function: protein tag activity. The transcript has a single exon. The coding region runs from base 41 to 748 and encodes 235 amino acids. The record is from RefSeq and is a predicted model, not a curated record.
UCCUUUUUCACCAAUAACCUUUACCAUACUCCACCAAACAAUGUCCGACACAGAGCGACCGGACUCAGCCUCGUCGCGCAGAGACCAACAACGUCAACGCAGUAGAUCGCCACGACAAGACCGAGACCGAGAUCAAGAUCGACUUCGACGGCGAAAAGACGCAGGAUUCAAAUGGAAAGAAAAGCGACGUGAUCGGGAAGAUGAUCGAGGAGACAGAGACCGCGACAGAGACAGAGACGGCCGAGACUCAGGAUUACAAAGAGGAUAUAAAGACCAUUACCGGCCGCGACAACGAUCAAGAUCAAGAUCAAGAUCAAGGACACCGCCUUCACGACGGCGGUCACCAAGACGGGAAGACAGAGAUAGGGAUCGAGACCGAGGUCAGGAUCGAGACCGUGAAAACGGAAAAGACAAAGACAACGCCAAAGAAAAGAAAGACAAAAAAAAGGACAAGAAAACCACGUCGUCAAGUACAACAUCAACACCAGCCGCACCAGCGGCACCAACACAACCCAUGAUUAUUGUCUACGUCAAUGAUCGAUUAGGGACGAAAAAGGCAAUACCGUGUUUUGCAACGGAUCCCGUCAAGGAUUUCAAGGUGAUUGUGGCGUCUAUGAUUGGUCGUCGGCCGCAUGAGAUUCUGCUCAAGAGACAAGGUGAACGGCCGUUCAAGGAUCAGUUGACUUUGCAGGAUUAUGGAGUUAGUAAUAAUGUGCAGCUAGAUCUUGAGGUCGAUACGGGUGAUUGAUGCGAUGAAUAUGCUGUAUGAUUCUGGGAAGAGAGAAAAAAGGGGAAUGGAAUGGAUCAGAUGUGAUCAUGAAUUACAAUCACAUCACGGGGAAUCGAAUUGGAUUCUGUUCUUGUUCGAUAUAUUUACAUUGGCUUUGGGCUUUCUUUCAAGCGUCUGGUCAUGAAUGAGCACGAAAUAUCUUGCUCUGGUCCAACCUGCCUGGGUAUGUAACCUCCGACUAUGGAUGAUAGACAUAAAAAUCCAGUGUGCAUAUCGUGG